CCGGCCCUCUCCUGCCGCCGCGCAUGCGUGCCCGCUCGAGCAUGCGUAUCCGUGCGGAGAGGCGCGGGCCUGGCUCCCGGCGAUGUGAGCGCUCAACGUUAGCGGCCCGUCCUGCGUCGGGCCGUUGCCGCCAAAAUUGGAUGGAUUUUAGUGGAUUCUGAAGUAUGACAUCAUGGCAAGAUUUCGCAGAAGAACAUGCAUCAUUUUGUUGCUUUUUAUUUUAUUUAUUUGCUCCAUAAUGAUGGCUUUGAAGACUCUGAGACCUGACAGAGCUGGCUUUGGGGACCCAUUUGGACUUGGUUUAUUACCUGAGCUUCAACAACGGACAGAGCUCUUAGAGAGUAAACGAAGUUCCCUGAAUAAGGUUCAAGGGGAUACUGUAACACAGACCAGUAACAUGCAUGCUGCCGUGGUCAAUACUAUGAAAGCAUCCAUUCCUUCUGCGAACAAAUUGGAAGGAGAGCUGUCUUCUCCUAAUUAUAACUUUCACGUGUUCUAUUAUAGUUGGUUUGGGAAUCCACAGUUUGAUGGUAAAUACAUUCAUUGGAACCAUCCGUUGUUGCCACAUUGGGAUCCCAAAAUUGCAAACAAUUAUCCAAAGGGAAGACAUAAUCCUCCUGAGGACAUUGCAGCCAAUUUUUAUCCUGAACUUGGAUCUUACAGUUCCAAAGAUACUUCUGUCAUAGAAGCUCACAUGAAACAAAUGCUUUCAGCUUCAAUUGGUGUAAUAGCACUUUCAUGGUACCCACCGGGUAUGGCUGAUGAAAAUGGAGAACCAACUGAUGAUUUGGUGCCUAUUAUUUUGGAUUAUGCAAGCAAAUACAAUCUAAAGGUCACUUUUCAUAUUGAGCCCUACAAAGAUAGAGAUGAUCGCAGUAUGUACCACAAUGUCAAAUACAUCAUUGACAAAUAUGGAGCCCAUCCAGCCUUUUACAGGCAUAAGACCAGCACAGGCCGAUCUCUUCCCAUGUUUUAUGUUUAUGAUUCUUACGUAACAAUUCCUGAAAUAUGGGCAAAUCUGUUAACUGUAUCUGGAUCCCAGACUAUUCGAAAUACUCCAUAUGAUGCGUUAUUCAUUGCUCUUCUUGUAGAAGAAAAACACAAACAUGAUAUUCACAGAAGUGGCUUUGAUGGAAUGUACACGUACUUUGCCACAAAUGGGUUCUCUUAUGGCUCAUCUCAUCAUAAUUGGGCAAGUUUAAAAGCCUUUUGUGACAGCAACAACUUAAUGUUUAUUCCAAGUGUGGGACCAGGAUAUAUCGACACCAGUAUCCGACCGUGGAACAACCACAACACCCGUAAUCGUGUCAAUGGAAAAUAUUAUGAGACUGCCUUUAAUGCAGCCCUUUUGGUGAGACCAGAAAUUAUUUCCAUUACAUCUUUCAAUGAAUGGCACGAGGGUACGCAGAUUGAAAAAGCUGUCCCCAAAAAGACUGGACAAAUAGUUUACCUUGAUUAUAAGCCCCAUAAACCAAAUGUUUACCUAGAGCUCACUCAGAAGUGGUCUGAGAAGUACAGAAAAGAAAAAGAGCAGUGGCUUAUGUGAGCUAUUUCUACUGCAGUUGUUUCUUAGCAUAUUGAAUACAGUGAGAAAGAAAUCGAGAGCUGAAGAAUCUGUUAUGAAAUGCCUUUAUUGUGGGUAUGUUUAAAUCACUACAUCGCAUUAAUUUAAAUGCACUACUACUGAAUUGUGAAGAGCAAAAAAAGUGUGAGAAUAUUGGCAUCUCUCUCAUUGGUUACUGUAGUUCAAGAAUGCUUUAUUUUAAUUAAUAAUUUGCAUGCUGAGCUUCAAGAACAUCUGCAUGGGAUAACUACAUGACUGAAGUAGUACUAAAAUUUGACAGAAACUUGGAUACUUUAUUCGUGUUCUUCUGUUUCUAAUCUAAGUGAUCCUUUAAGCUAAAUUUAAUCUCAAUAGCUUGCUUUUUGCAGGAUGCAUGUCAGUAGCGUGUGGACUAAUCUACAGCUACUGUUUUUAUGCUUUGCACAUUGGGAGCUCUUGAUUAUAUGGUUAUUUUGUGGUAAAAAAAACACUGUAUGUAUGUCUGAUGCAACAUUGGUGAGUUUUCAUUCUUAAAUAUAUUUGAAUGUUUGAGUACUACUGAAAUAUUUCUAGUUUACUUGUAUUUGUUCUGUUCAGUACAUGCUGCAUACUUUUGCACGUUACUGGAAUGCUGACCAGUUUGCAUAGGUUUUUCUAUGUCUGAACAUUAUAAAAAAAAACAAAGAAAUCUCAACAACCAACCAAACAAAACCACAACAAAAAUUGAGAGUGGGAAAAAAAUAUAUAUAAAAAUAAAGGAAUAAAGUAACUAUAGUUAUGUUAUCUGUUGACUACAGAAACAGAUUUAGUUUGCUUUUAAAAACAUCAAAAAUUCUAAUGCUAAUUAGACUUUGCCAGUCAUACAAUAAAUGUAAUUUUACGCUUUUUCAUUUAUAAUUUUGGGGGCAGUGUAGAUAGAUAGCAGUGACAUCAACUACGCAUCACUUCAGUUUGAAGUCAGAUUUCUAUUUUCAUGUGUUUCCAAAAUCCCGAAGAGUAGAUAGUAAAGUCAUGUUAGUGAUCGAGUAAGCUGCUUAAUACUAUUUCGAACAAUGUGGUGUGCCUGGAAAUUAGUUCUUUUUAGACCUGAGAGUCUCACCUUUUGAUUGUAGUUACUACUAUUAUUUGUUUUUCUUACUGCAGCUUGAAAAUAUCAAAUUGCAUAGAUGUGAAUCUGUUUCAAGAAUCUGUUUCUGGAAGGGGAGUUUGCUGGGGGAAGGGAACAUGGACUUCUAAAUGUGACUUUACAGGAGAACAGUAGACAUUAAAUUAUUACAGUAUACAUUUAUUUGCAGCGAGUGUGUAAUCUGUAACAAAGUGGCUUUAUAAAAAAAAAAAAAAGCUUAUCUUGCUCUGUAGUUAAUAUACGGUAACUGUUGUAACCACUAGAAUCCUCUCAAUUUCAGCAGGAUCUUCUUGGUUCUUCUUCCUUGGUUAAUUGUACUGCUCUGUCCCUGAAGUUGUAAGGCAGAUGUGAGAAUUUGUGGUUAAAAAAGAAGAUGACAAACGAAAGAAAAAUAUACUUUUUUUAUUCCAAACACUUGUGUCAUUCCAAAUAAACAUAAAUAAGUUAUUACAUGGGUUGUUCCGAGACUAAUGUCUCCUGUUUGUUUCCAUGGAAACUACAACAGAUACAAAGAGCACAGUAUAACGCUAUUUGACAGAGUAAAUUCUCAGCUAAAAACACCGCUUUUCAACGGUGUCACCACUAUCAGCUAUGUAUUUUGGCCCAUGAUGAACAGGAUCCUGCGUGUCACAUCAUAAAAGUCUGCAGCAGUAGAGGUGACCUGCUGCUGCUGAAAUGCCUCGCUCUGCUCACAUCCACUGUUAGGUCUGCACGGGUGUUCAGCAAGCAUUGAUGCUUGUCAGUGGUUGCCAUUUUUCUGCACAGGGGAACUCAAUGACAGACCUUUGUUUCAUGCACAUUUCCAUAUUGGAUGCCAUUCUGUCAGACUAUCCCUCUGCUGCCAUCUGUCAUAUGGUAACAGAAUAUUAUGAGAUGUUGACAGGAAGGAUCAACCUCUGUUGCCAUAACAGUGACAUCUGUCUCUGACAUUGAUGGCCAAUGUGUAAUAGGAGACAUUACUUUUGGAGCAGCCCUUGUACAGUAUUUUUGAGUCCUUCUGUUAUAAAAAAAAAUGUUUGUGUAUGUACACUUACUUGCAAAUUAAUUCUCAUCACUUGUCUGCAAUUAUUUAAAGGUUGAGGUAUCUCACACCUAUCUCAGCUCAGCUUUUUUUUCAAGAAAAAUAAUGUGGAAAUUGGGUUACAGAUGUGUAACUUGGCGUUUUAAAGUGUCCUUCUGGAGUUACUACAUUCUUAGUAGUAUUAAUUCUUUGCAUUUUCCUGCUGCAUCUCUGCAAACUUAAGGGUGUUUCUAACAGAAAUAUUUGCUAAAGCUUAUUUUGCUUCAGUUGCACUCAGGUGGACAAGCUAAAGAAGAUACGGCAAUGACCACUUCUAUAAAAUAGAGUCUGAAACAUUUAAAGCACUUGUUAAUAGUUUACCACUUUCAUGUGAACUCCUCUCUGUUUAUUAAGGAAAAUUGUGGAUACAUCUUUACUGUAACUCCCUGGUAUAGCUAUACACAAUUUGUUUUUAUAAUUUUGAUACCUUUAAGCUUUGCAGUCCAGAGAGCCCAUGUAUUUGGUGGAGUGACUAACUGCGUGGCAUAUCUAUAUUGAACAUAUUAUUUAAAAAUUGUUCUGAAUUCUGACCUUUUUCAAGAUCAAAUCUUUUUCGCUUCUUAAACUUUGCUAUCCAUUCUUUUGUCACUGUAGUUGUUUGCACUGUUUACUAGUCAAAAGACUGUUUACUAGUCACUCAGCUUCAAGCUCCUCACUUUUUUGCCAGUGACGGCUUUUAUCCAUGUCUGUAAAAGCUGCUUCUUUUGUUGCAGUUUAUGGAAGCAUUUGAAAUUUUUGUGCAGUGUUUUACAGCUGCGAUAAUCUGUCUUUGUUUAAAAUAUAAGUUAUGGUAACAGCGUAGAGUAUCUUCCUUAGAAAAACUUGUGUGGUGGCUGCAAAGAUAGCAUUUAGCUCUUGAUACGAAGUGAUAUAAGCUGUGAUGCACAGGUGUCUAAUGUGAUCUUUAGAAGAAUGUAAGAAUUUCUCAAAAUAUGAAAUAAAGGAGUACUUAGAAACUUCUCACUACUGAGUAGUUACUGUAUUUUUAUGUGCUUAAUAUGCUUUUAAGUCCAAAUAUGCCACAUGGAAAAAACAUACUGCUGAGAGCAGAAAUGAAUUUGAAGAGAUCUCUUGGAAUAGCAGCUACUAGAACUACCCUACCUGCCUACCCAAUAUUUUUUCUAUGCUUGGAGCAAAAAUCACUGCAAGUACUGGAAUAAGAAUUAGGUUUCUGCUGAUAGAUUACUACUGCAAUCAUAAUCAGACUUUGACAUUCUUCUGCACGUUUAGAGAUACCUAAAGUUACUCUGUCCCUAGAAGGAAAACAUGUAUGGUCUCUGAGGCAGCAAGCCUUAGUGGUAAGAGGGUACUUAAUUUCAAAGGAAACUCUGGGUUCAUUUCUGCUUCUGUCAGUUGUGGUCAAGUAAAUUGUUUCAGUUCUGCAAGCUGUCUGAGAAGUGAAGCUCAAUACAUCUCUGAAAGCAGGCUUUGUAUUAUCUUGCAUGGAUCUAUAAACUAGUACUGAGUAUUAAGGGAAACAGUAUGUGCAUAUGUUGUUACUAUUUCAGUGCAACGCAUAAAUUACGGUGAAUACAGAUUCUGUACCAGGGUAUAUCGUGUUUGCCUAGUGCCUUUCUUUUCACAGUGAUUUGUCUCUUAACAGGUUCUGGAAACAGAAGGAUGUUUAUUUUUAUUAUGAAACUUUAUAUAUACACUGUACAUAAUUUGAAUUUUAUUUUACACGUGGCUCUUGGAAAAGGUUUUACAGGAGUAUGUGUUUUUAGCACUGUGGUGAUAGCAGAAUGUAUCUCUGUGCACAUGGGCAGGGCUGCUGUUGUUGUAUUUUUAUUUUGUGGUGGUGGUUGCUUUUUAUUUUAAUUAUCAUUAUUUUUAAUUGAAUCUAGUGUACCCAGAUCCUAAAGAGGAAGUAAACUAUUUGCAACCUAAUAGCCAUUUUAAGAUCACUUGAAAGUGUCACUGCCAGCCUUAAGGGAGUUUUUAAGUAUUGAUCCUCAGCCUUCUACUUGCUUACAUUAGUGUCUGUAUUUCACCUUUUUUUUCUAUUACUUCUGACCACUACGUUAAAUGCUGUGUAAACUUCUGAAAUGUUUUUAUUUCUCAAUUUCCUUAAGAAAAUCUAGAACAAAAUUAGCAGUGCAAAAGAACCUCCUACAAGUUUUGUGCUGUACAGAUAUGAUUUUGUUGUGAAUGAAUAGAGUAUCUUGGUUGUAUAUUAAACAUGGAUUAAAUAAAAUAACUUGUUUCUUCUAAUACCCUACCUGACUGUUGCAGGGAUGCAUUUGCUUACGUGCAUAUGUAAAACAUGUGUUUCUCUGUGUAUAUUAUAUAAACAUACAUAUGUAUCUGUAUGUGUGCAUAUAGCUAAAGUAAUUAUUUUUUUAAGUACUAUGUCAUUGAUUUAAAAUUGUAAGUUAGGUUUGGCUACAUUUUACUCAAGAAAUGUUUUUAAUUCCCUGUGGAGUUUACAAAAAAAAAAAAAAAAGUUGGUUCUGUAUGAAUAUGAUAAUGAAAAAUAAACACGUGCCCAAAAAGUGUGGCUUAAAUAGUUUGA
Messenger RNA from Coturnix japonica (Japanese quail), 6241 nucleotides. It is a transcript of the gene MANEA, whose product is annotated as mannosidase endo-alpha. Lineage: Eukaryota; Metazoa; Chordata; Aves; Galliformes; Phasianidae. Gene Ontology annotation, cellular component: Golgi membrane. The record is from RefSeq and is a predicted model, not a curated record. Gene Ontology annotation, molecular function: alpha-mannosidase activity.